This is a messenger RNA of Mya arenaria, 1290 nucleotides long. RefSeq lists its product as uncharacterized. Bases 1 to 1290 code for a protein of 429 amino acids. NCBI's taxonomy places the organism in Eukaryota, Metazoa, Mollusca, Bivalvia, Myida, Myidae. Gene Ontology annotation, molecular function: ammonia-lyase activity. The transcript is spliced from 4 exons. The record is from RefSeq and is a predicted model, not a curated record.
AUGGCCAAGGUGUUCUAUACUGCCAAGUUUCAUGAUACCAUAUGCCGUAAACUCUGCGUGUCACCUCGACAAGUGUGCACAGGAAUGUCAGUGGAAGCUCUUCACGGGAGAACGGAAAGUUUUCACCCACUGAUUCAUGAAUGCCUACCGCAUGUCGGCCAAAAGGAAAUCGCUCGCAAUAUGCUACGCGUACUUGAAGACAGCCAGUUGGCGAUUACCACUCUAGACAUGCAUUUUCCAGACAAGUAUGGCGUCCUCAAGCAGGACAGAUACAGUCUGAGGAGCUCGCCACAGUGGCUUGGGUCCGUUGCCGAGACUCUUGUGGACGCCUGUAGGCGUAUCACCAUUGAGCUGAAUAGUGCCAAUGAUAACCCAAUCAUUGACCAUCGCACAAACACCAUUGCACACGGAGCAAAUUUCCAAGGAGAGACCAUGUCAAUCGCCAUGGACCAGACCAGACAAGUAAUAGGUGUGUGUGGGAAACUGCUACUAGCUCAGUUUCAAGAGGUUGUGAACGGAAAACUGAACUUUGGACUACCUCCCAACCUCAGCGGAUGUGAUAUAAAUCUCGACUUUGGAUUCAAAGGCUGCGAUACAGCGAUGGCUUCGUACAUGUCAGAACUUGACCAUUUCGUGAACCCCAUGAGCAACCACGUGAUAAGCGCUGAGACACACAACCAGUCCGUUAAUUCGAUGGCAUUGGUAAGCGCGCGGCUGACGGCGGAGGCGGUUGAGAUAGUACAGAUGAUGGUGACUAACCUGUUGUGUCUGACCGCCCAGGCCGUGGACCUCCGCCUCCUACGGAAUCUCGCCAUGGAGGAGGCCGAUGAGCUCCGGGAACAGUACCCGGAGGCCACCACUUUGUUAGAAAAGACGGAGUGGUACGAUCUUAUGUUCUUGUGCGACGAGCGGAUAGCGGCUCUCAAGGAAGCCUCGGAGAUGAAGGGGACGAAGGCUGCCGCGGAGAUGAUUGCGUACGAACGGAUGCGAAACCUUUACAAACGGGCAUGUAACGGAGAAAUGGAUGUAUCGAAAUACAUGGGAAAAGGUACAAGCCGAAUGUACAACUUUAUUCGGAAGGAGCUGGACAUUCCGUUCUACUGCGGGCAACCAGCUAUCGACACAUGGCUGGGACGGCUUUUGAAGGCCGUCCAGAGCCGCUCAGUGGAGGACGUCCUCCUUGACAUUUUUACUUCCGUCUCACCACCAUCCAGACAGCGCAACAGUGUUGAACUUUCUGAUCGGCGGAGCAGUCAACACCUUUGGUGUGAUAUACGUAGAGCUGCUUGA